Daktulosphaira vitifoliae (grape phylloxera) is the source of this 1432-nucleotide messenger RNA. RefSeq lists its product as uncharacterized. The record is from RefSeq and is a predicted model, not a curated record. NCBI's taxonomy places the organism in Eukaryota, Metazoa, Arthropoda, Insecta, Hemiptera, Phylloxeridae. Bases 119 to 1138 code for a protein of 339 amino acids. The transcript is spliced from 2 exons.
UCGGGAUCUCAGCUUGUCGAAGACUUCAUCCGAGCUGUUGGCCUCCAGACUGAAACAGAAAAAUCUACUUGGCGAGGACGCGCGUAUCACUUUUUUUCGUAGAAGGCAUAAGGACUACAUGGGCUACUUCUGCCAGGAGGAAGACCUAGUGUACUGCCGAGAUGUCGCCGGUCUUCUUGUUAAACUCGGGGCUCCUACAUACGAUUCGAGAGAUUGGCGACUCUUUAUUGACAGCUGCAAGCGCUCUUUGAAGUGUGUGCUCCUCCACAACGGGAACGAGUUCGCCUCAAUCCCUCUUGCUCACUCCACAACUCUCGUAGAGAAAUAUGAAGCAGUGAAGUACGUGCUCGACAAAAUCCAAUAUGAGCAGCACCAAUGGUUCAUCUGCGUCGACCUCAAGAUGGUGAACUUUCUACUUGGUCAGCAGACCGGGUUCACGAAAUACCCAUGCUUUAUAUGUAUGUGGGACAGUCGAGACAGAGCCCAGCACUAUGUAAAGAAAGUGUGGCCGCCACGAGAGCAGUUAGUACCUGGUGCGGGAAACAUCAUAAACGAACCUCUUGUUGACCGGGAGAAGAUAUUGAUCCCACCGCUACACUUGAAGCUUGGGUUAAUGAAACAGUUCACGCGUGCUCUGGACAAGGAUGGGAGGUGCUUCAACUACCUGUGCCGAGCCUUUCCGCGACUGACCAUUGAGAAGCUGAAGGCCGGCAUUUUCGAUGGGCCACAGAUACGGCAGCUCAUAAAGGACACAGAGUUCGAAAAGUCCAUGAAGACGUUAGAGUGCGCCGCGUGGAAAUCAUUUGUGCAGGUGGUGAAGAACUUCCUGGGGAACACGAAGGCAGCAAACCACGCCAGACUCAUCAGCAGCAUGAUAGAGGCCUUUCAAAAGCUCGGGUGUUUGAUAAGUAUAAAGAUGCACUUCUUGUUCUCACACAUGGAGAAGUUUCCUGAAAACCUUGGGGCGAUGAGCGACGAGCAGGGAGAAAGGUUCCAUCAGGACAUGCGCCAAAUGGAGGAUAGGUACCAGGGGAGGUGGGACGCAGUCAUGAUGGCGGACUACUGCUGGAUGCUGAAGAGAGACAACCCAGCAGCUGCUCACAAACGGGAAUCGAAGAAACGCCGAUAUAUGCCGUGAACUCUGAACUUUUGUGUCACGUAACGCUCAUUGUUAUACUAAUAUUAUGAUAAAUAUGCUUAUUUAAUUUGAUGGAGUAAAUAAAAACUUAAUAAAUUUGCAUACGUUGACUUUUAUUUCUUGAGGAAAACGGAAAAAAUCUUCUGGGGUUUCUCAGCAGAUGAUCCAAAGAAAUGUUUUUUUACGAAAAAUCGAUUUUUAAAAAUUUCUGUAGCAAAAAAUCCUGACCUGAUAGAACAAAACCAAGGUCAUUUUCGGACUCAGGGCAUCUAAAUUAGUCUAAUUCAGCUGGAA